AUGGAGCACGAAGGGUACUUCCUUGCGACUGGAGGCGACGACCACCUGGAACUCCCUCCAGGCUUCCGCUUCCAUCCCACGGAUGAAGAACUCAUCACACACUACCUCGUCGAGAAGGUCGCCGACAGGGAGUUUUCCGCAAGGGCUAUCGGGGAGGUCGACUUCAACAAGUGCGAGCCAUGGGAACUCCCAUGUAAGUUGUCCUCCCCGCAACCCCGUCAUCAGUUUCACGGCAACAUCCACGGAGAGCUGAUUGCAGCAUGUCGCCGGGGGGGUGCAGGGAGGGCGAAGAUGGGGGAGAAGGAGUGGUUCUUCUUCGGCGUGAAGGACCGCAAGUACCCGACGGGGCUGCGGACGAACAGAGCAACCGACGCCGGCUACUGGAAGGCGACCGGCAAGGACAAGGAGAUCCGCGGAGGAAGGAGCCUCGUGGGCAUGAAGAAAACACUCGUCUUCUACAGGGGCAGGGCUCCCAAGGGCGAGAAGACCAACUGGAUCAUGCACGAAUACCGCCUCGACGGCAAGUCCUCCUACAGCCUCCCCAACAAGUCCUCCGAGGUAAUUCUCCUCUUCCUUGAUUCAGAUAGCUGUGCAGAUCAUUCUUGGUGACUGAUCAUUCUUGGUUGGUGAUAACCUCAAUUCGUGUUGAUGCUGUGCAGAUUGAGUGGGUGCUGUGUAAGGUAUUCCAGAAGAACUCCUCGACAGGUGGAUACGGCGACGGAGCAGAGAAGAGGGCGACCGGUCAGGUGCAGAUAGGAUCUUCCUCUUGUUAUGCGGGUGACCCCACAUCGAUGCCGUCGCUUGUGGGCUCUCAGUCCGGCAGGAGCACCUCCAGAAAGAUGUGCAGCGUCUUCAGCUCCAACCAGAAAGGCCAUGAGGAGAAACUGGUCGAAGAGUUUGCGGGUUCCGCUCUCGUGUCCAGCUCCGCCGCCACCACAAACUCUUACUCCGACAUCUCAAGGAUCCCUCCGCUGGACGGCGGUCUUAGCAGAUUUCUGAAGUCGGGGGAAGGCUGGGUGCAACUGCUGCAGAGGGAAGGGUGCGAGGUGGAAAGGGAGGGCGGCGGCAGCCAGUCGCAGGAGACGGGGCUAACGAGCGAGAUGAAUCCGGAGAUCUCGUCUGUCCUCUCCAGCUAUGAAGUCCGCAGACUCUGCUUUGAAGGCCACGCCGUUCCCCCGGCUCUCUCUGGCGGUCUGCCCCUCGAUGACUACAUGUGGAACUAG
Molecule: messenger RNA, 1223 nt
Organism: Spirodela intermedia
Lineage: Eukaryota; Viridiplantae; Streptophyta; Magnoliopsida; Alismatales; Araceae
Source: the annotation of a GenBank genome assembly